Messenger RNA from Globicephala melas (long-finned pilot whale), 9172 nucleotides. It is a transcript of the gene TRMT10A, whose product is annotated as tRNA methyltransferase 10A. NCBI's taxonomy places the organism in Eukaryota, Metazoa, Chordata, Mammalia, Artiodactyla, Delphinidae. Gene Ontology annotation, molecular function: methyltransferase activity; tRNA binding. Gene Ontology annotation, cellular component: nucleoplasm; cytosol; nucleus. The record is from RefSeq and is a predicted model, not a curated record. Gene Ontology annotation, biological process: tRNA N1-guanine methylation.
GUUACUGGAUUUCACUGAAAUAUUUUGUGUUAAAAUUCGGUACUUUUUCUAGAGAUAUAAAGAGGAUAGCGACAGAAGACUUUCUCACUUUAUUUUUCUUUGUUUUAAAUCUUGCCCCGUCUCCCCAGCCCGGCCCAGCCCAGCCCUCUCUGCCUAAGGGCCUCAUAGCUGAACCGAGCUAUGCACAUUUGGCCCGCGCGUUUUAAAAAGGGUAUUCUUUAUCACCGUCAGGUCAUUUAAUUCCAUUUUGCAGUUAUUCCGACAUUCAUUUGGAUCUUUCUGUAAGGGAGGAUGUGUCAUAAAUUAUGAAGACUUUAGCCCAAUCAAUAAAACCAUGAAUUUUUUUUUUUUUUAACUUUUGGCCGGUCACUCAUUAUGACGUAUGUCCUCCUUGCCGGCAGUUGUGCUAAGAAGUGGGAAUACAAGGACGAUUGAGAUACUAUUUUUUAAUGUAUUUAUCCCAUACCAAAUUGCCUUAGUCAUCCUUAUCCAGUUGUUAAUUUUAUAAGACCAUCAGAUAACCUGGAUUUGCAACUAAAUGAAACAUUUUUAAAAAAUUCAAUGCCCCGGUAAACUAAAUUUCACGCAAUUAUUUCUAUAAUUGCUACAAAAUUUGUUGAACGUGGUGAAUGAAUGAAAAUGAGCUAGGCAUCAAAUAAUGUCAUCUGAAAUAUUGCCAGCAUUUAGUGAGACUUCUAAUGUUGAAAGAAAGCAAGACUUAAAUGAAGACCAAGAGGAGAAUCAGAAACCAGGAUUAGGUGAAGGGUUUGAACCAAUAUCUAAACGGCAAAUGAAGAAGCUAAUGAAACAGAAACAAUGGGAAGAACAAAGAGAACUCCGCAAACAAAAGCGAAAGGAAAAACGCAAGAGAAAGCAAUUAGAGCGACAGUGUCAACUGGAAUCAAACUCAGAAGGAAGUGACAGAAAACGUAUUCGAAGAGACAUUGUUUACAGCCCACUCCGCCUUAUCAUUGACUGCAGUUUUGAUAGCUUGAUGGUAUUAAAGGACAUUAAGAAACUUCAUAAGCAGAUUCAACGAUGUUAUGCAGAAAAUCGACGAGCACUGCAUCCUGUGCAGUUUUACUUGACAAGCCAUGGAGGCCAGUUGAAAAAGAACAUGGAUGAAAAUGACAAAGGAUGGGUCAACUGGAAGGAUAUCCACAUCAAACCAGAGCACUAUAGUGAAUUCAUACAGAAAGAAGACCUGGUUUAUCUUACAUCAGAUUCACCUAAUGUACUAAAGGAAUUAGAUGAAUCAAAGGCCUAUGUGAUUGGAGGAUUAGUAGAUCACAACCAUCACAAGGGACUCACGUAUAAACAAGCAUCAGAACGUGGAAUUGAUCAUGCACAGCUCCCUCUUGGAAAUUUCGUGAAGAUGAAUAGUAGAAAAGUUUUGGCAAUUAAUCAUGUGUUUGAGAUUAUUCUGGAAUACCUAGAAACAAGAGACUGGCAAGAAGCAUUUUUCACUAUCUUACCCCAAAGAAAAGGAGCUGUUCCCACAGACAAAGCCUGUGAAAGUUCUUCACAUGACAAGAAGUUCACCAGAGUUGAAGGUGGAUUGAACAGUGAUUCCAGUGAGGAGGAAAAUAGAAAUGAACUAGAUUCACCACAUAAGGAAGAAAAGCAGGAUAAAGAAAAUAGCACUGAAUCUACAGUGAACUCUAUACUACACUAAUGUCAUUUUUUUUUAAGUUUAAGGAAAAUUAGGAGAAAAUAUAGAAUUUCAUACAAUAUUUCAUAGAAUAUUUGAAAUGGAAGAAACUUUCAUUUUCUCUUAUUUCUGUUGUGAAUUUUUUAAACUUUCUUUUUUUAGAACUAAGUGAUAAAAAGCACUAAAAAAGCAUUUUUUUGUUUUUGCAUAAGAUUUAAAUGUGUAAUUUAAAAAAUAAUUUUCUAAGCCUCAAAUAAGCAUUUCUUGAGAAUUUUACCUUAUUAGUAAACCUUCAUUCUCUUUUAUUUACAAGAUUGCAUUCUUCAGAAUGUGCCUUCUGACCUUUCAGUUUUAUUAUUAUAUGUUUAUAUCAAUGUCUUUCUGAUUUAUUGCCUACUUAUUUAUGGAGGCAGCUAUCCUGAAACUCCUUUAAGUCCACCAAAAUAUUCUGUAUGGGUGGUUACCCAUUUGCAGCUUUUAUAUUCAAUUUAGUUACUUCAAAGGAAUAUAGUGAUUCUAGGAAUAAGUGUUGGAUUGAGAAACUCAAGAAUUGAUUUCUUUUGGACUACGGAGCCCAUCUCUGUUCUUCCUUUGUAAUGCCUUUGUGGUUCUAAAGCAAUCACUGAAGAGUUAAGACUCUCUUUAAUAUAUUUUCUUAAUUUCAAUAAUGAUGGUAAAUUAUUUCAAUUACAAAAUUUAAUUUUUCAGGCUAUAUUAUUUUAAAAGGCUGUUGAAGGAUCAAUUUUGUCAUUACCCAAAUUUAAAAAGAAACAGUUCUUAAAAAGAAAAACAAAAACGUAGCUCUUAGCACCUAUUCUUUUCCUUCCAUAUGUACUUCUUUACAAUAAAAUAUAUUGGUUCUUAAGCAAAUAAAGUUAACUUUAUAUGUGCAUCUGCCUACUAUCAUAUAAUAAUAUUCAAGCUAAUGUAAAUGUAUGUUUCUAUAAAUAAUAUAAGCAUAUAUGAAAAUAUGCAUGUAAUUGUAUAUACAUCUAUUUGUCCAUAUCAUGUAUGAUUCUGUUAUUAAUCAAUGAUAAUAGGAUUGAGUUGCCAUAUAUCUGUUUUAUUUGUGUGAAUGAUUGUGCUGAAUAUCACUAAGGAAUUUAAAUUUCAUAAAGUGCAAAAAUCCAUAACUCGACAUUUGUAUGAGGGCAUUGGCAAGGGAAGAUGGGGCUCGAAAAAGAUAUUUUAGUUCCUACCAGUAAAUGUAGAGCAAUUACGUUUAAAGUGAUUAUUCUCUGUCACAGCUAAAGUAACAUUUCAGAAGCCUUUUCUGAGUUUGCAUAAUUAAGUUUCUAUUCUUUUUACUCAUUGGCAUCUCAAAUUAUAUAUAUAUAUAUAUAUAUAUAUAUAUAUAUUUGGUAGAAAGUUCAUUGAAUUUAACAUUGAUGUUCACUGUCUCUUACAUUGCUUUAUUCUUAGUGAUCUUUAUAGUUAUCCGUCUAAGGUCUGUGAGCAACAUAUGUAAACAAAGAAAAGCCCCCGCAAUGGUAGAAGAACAAAGCUUAAUGUCUUAAGUUGUAUCUUUCAAAGCUCCAGGUUUUUCUGAGUAAAUCUAGUUGGUGGCAUGGAACAUUAUGCCUUUUCCUUAAAUUACUCCAUAUGGAAUAAGGCACAGUUUAAUAUUGAAAGGUGGAGAAAGAUCAUUACAAGCACUACAAAGUUUAAUUUUCACCAAUUAUAAAAGCCCUGUAAUUGUUUCCUAGGGCUGCCGUAACAAACUGUUGCAAACCAGUGGUUUAAAACAACAGAAUUUGUUACUCUUUAAAAAAACAAAAACAAAAAAAAAGGACGCGGAAAAAUGCUCAAAAUCAUGAAUAAUUAGAGACAUGCAAAUCCAAACAACAAAGAGGCAUCACCCAUCAUGAGUCAGAAUGGCCAUCAGCAAAAAGUCUACACACAAGAAAUGCUGAAGGGGUGGUGGAGAAAUGCAUACCCUCCUAUGCUGUUGGAGAGAUGUAAACUGGUAACAGCCACUAAGGAGAACAGAACGGAGGUGCCUUUAAAAAGUAAAAAUUCCAUAUGAUCCUGCAGACCCACUACUGGGCCUAUAACCUGAGAAGACCAGAAUGGAAGAGACACAGGCACCCAAACGUCCACUACAGCAAGAUUUACAAUAGCCAAGAUAUGGAAGCAACCAAAACGGCCAUCAACAGAUGAAUGGACAAACAAGAAGUGGUACAUGUAGCCAAUGGAAUAUUAGCCACGGAAAAGAAUGAAAAAAUGCUGUUUUCAGCACCAUAGAUGAGCCUAGAGAUAAUCAUAUGUGAAGUAAGAACAAGAAUAUCCUACGAUAUCAUGUAUAGAUGUUAUCUAAAAAUUGAUACCAAUGAAUAUAUUUCCACAGAGAAAGAUACUCACAGACUUAGAAAACAAACUUAUCGUUAACCAAAAGGAAAGGUGGGAGGAAUGGAUAAAUUAGGAUAUGGGGGUUAACAUACAUAUACUAAAAUAAAAUAUAUAAUCACCAAAGACCACCAUAUACCAAGUGAGGUCUACUCAACACUCUGUAAUAACCUAUAUGGGAGCAGGAUUGAAGAUGAAUAGAUAAACGUAUGUGCAUAAAUGAACCAGAUUCUGUACACCUACAACAAACACAACAUUGUACUGGAGUUUACUCCGAUAGAAAAUAAAAUUUAAAUUAAAAAAACAAGAAGUAAUGAGACAUAAGCUUUUGGGGGUUUGUCCUGGCACCUUCCACUCUGAUUUACAACCUAGGAACAUGUCUUCCAAGAAGGCUCUGUUGCCCUAGUAACCAGAGUUGGGGAUGUAGAUAUUGCGUCGCCUUGUGGCCAUUUCCUGAAACAGCAGCUUUAAACCUAGUGCUAAUGGUCACUUAACAUUCACAAGGCAGGGCUGUAAAUGACACCUGCCCUCCAAAAAUGUCCUACAGUCUGAAAUUGACAAAAAAAUUCAACACGGGGAAAAUUUUCACAAGGUAAAGUUUACUCUUUUUUUUAUUAAAAAAAAAGACAUGGAAAAAUGGUCAACAUAAUGAAUAAUUGGAGACAUGCAUAUCCAAACAACAAAGAAGUAUCACCUCACACCAGUUAGAAUGGCAAUCAGCAAAAAGUCGACAAACAAUAAAUGCUGAAGGGGUUGUGGAGAAAUGCAUACCCUUUAUGCUGUUGGUGGGAUGUAUACUGGUGACAGCCACUAACGAGAACUGAAUGGAGGUGCCAUUAAAAGGUAAAACUUGAGCUACCAUAUGAUCUGGCUGACCUGCUACUGGGCCUAUCAACCGAGAAGACCAGAAUCUAAAAGACACGAUCACCCAAACGUCCACUGCAGCAAGAUUUACAGUAGCCAAGAAAUGGAAGCAACCAAAAUGUCAAUCGACACGUGAAUGGACAGAAGUGGUACAUGUACACAAUGGAAUAUUAGCCACAAAAAAAGAAUGAAACAGUGCCCUUUGCAGAACCAUAGAUGAGCCUAGAGAUGAUCAUACUACGUGAAGUCAGAAAGAGAAAGACAAAUAUCCUAUGAUGUCAUUUAUAGGUGUUAUCUAAAAACGGAUACCAAUGAACAUAUUUCCACAGAGAAAGACACAGACUUAGAAAACAAACUUAUCGUUAACCAAAUGGAAAGGUGGGAGGAAUGGGUCAAUUAGCAUGUUGGGGUUAACAUACAUAUACUAAUACAGAUAAAAUAAAUAUAUCAAAAAGGACCUACCUCAUUGCAAGGGAGGUCUACUCAACCGUCUGUAAUAACCUACACGGGAACAGGAUCGGUACAUGAAUAGAUAUAUGUAUAUGCAUAAAUGAAGCAGGUUCUGUACACCGAGAACAAACACAACAUUGUAAUCAAAUUUACUCUGAUAGAAAAUAAAAAUUAAAUUAAAAAAACAAAGAAGUAAUGAGACAUAAGCUUUUGGGGGUUUGUCCUGGCACAUUCCACUCUAAUUUACAACAAAGGAACAGGACUUCCAGGAAGGCUCUGCUGCCCUAGUAACCAGAGUGGGGAAUUGAGAAAUCCUGCCACCUUGUGGCCGUUUCCCGCAACAGCAGCUUUAAACCUAGUGCUAACGGUCACAUAAUAUUCACAAGGACUGCAGGGCUGUAAAUGACACCUGCCCUCAAAAAAUGUCCUGCGGUCAGGAAUCGACAAGAAAAUUCAACACAGGGCAAACUUUCAAGAAGACAAUUUCAAGAGGUAAAUUCUACUCACACCGUUGUUUUUUUUUUUCUUAAAGCACAUGAAAAACUGCUCAACAUCACUCAUUAUUAGAGUCAGGCAAAUCCAAAAUACAAAAAGGUAUCACCUCACACCAGUUAGAAUGGUCAUCAGCAAAAUAUCUACAAACAAGAAAUGCUGAAGGGGUGGUGGAGAAAUUGGUACCCUCUUAUGCUGCUGGUGGGAUGUAAACUGGUAGCAGCCACUAAUGAGAACAGAAUGGAGGCAGCUUUAAAAGGUAAAAAUUGAGCUACCAUAUGAUCCGGCAGUCCAAUUGCUGGGUAUGUAUCUAAAGACCAGAAUUUGAAAAGAUGCACCCAAACGUGCACUGCAGCAAGAUUUACAAUAGCCAAGACAUGGAAGCAACCAAAAUGUCCAUUGACCAAUGAAUGGAUAAAGAAAAAGUGGCACAUGUCCACAAUGGAAUAUUGUUCAGGUAUGAAAAGUAUGAAAUAAUGCCAAUUGCAGCAACAUAGAUGAACCUAGUUGUAAUCAUACUAAGUGAAGUAAGUCAGAAAGAAAAAGACCAAUAUUGUAUGAUACCACUUAUAGGUGGAAUCUAAAAAGUAAUACCAGUGAACCAAUUGACAAAAGAGAAACAGAAUCACAAAAGUAGAAAAUAAAAUUAUGGUUAACAAAGGGGACAGAUGUGGGGAAGGGACAAAUUAGGAAGCGGGGAUUUACAAAUAGAAACUAUUACAUAUAAAAUAGAUAAUCAACAAGGACCUACGUAUAACAAGGGAGUUCUACUCAACAUUCUGUAAUAACCUAUAUGGGAAAAGAAUCCGGAGAUGAAUAGAUAUAUCUGUAUGUAUAAAUGAAAAAGAUUCUGUACACCUUCGAAACACACAACACACAGCACUGUAUAUCAUGUAUACCAAGACUUUAAGCAGAUGUACCCUCCCUGUGGGAGGCAGAAUAAUGUCCCCCCAAAGAUCCUAACCUCUGGAACCUAUGGUGUUACAUGGUAAAGUGGAAUUAAAUUGCUAAUCAUUUGACCUUAAGAUAAGAUUAUCUUGGAUAACCUGGAUAACAGGCAGGCCCAAUGUAAUCAUAGGGUCCUUAACAGUGGAAGAGGGGGGACGGAAGAGUCAGUAUCAGUGAUGUGUUAUGAGAAAGACUCAACCAGCCACUGCUGGCUUUAAAGAUAGAAGGGAGUCAUGAGGCAAGGAGUGUGGGUAACCUCUAGAGGUUGGACAGGUAAGGAAACAGAUUCUCCCCUAAAGCCUCCAAAAGGAAUGCAGCCCUGCCAACACCUUGGUUUCAGCCCAGUGAGAUCCAUUUUGGACCUCGGCCCCAGAACUGUAAGAAACUUGUAUCGGCUUAAGCCACUAAGUUUGUGGUAAUUUAUUACAGCAGCUACAAGAAGAUACUACUUUCUUUUGCCAGCAGGAAGAAAUUAACAGUGAAACUCUAGAUAACGGUAGAGCCAGAAGAUGGAAGGAUCCAGGGCCUCUGAAUCACCAAGUAAAGUGAAGUCAUCUGCUGGUUGAAAACACACACCUUGGACUCUUAUGUGAGAAAAACCUCUGCUGUAUUUGAAUGAUGACAUUUUUUACAACUGUUUUGUCUCAUCCCAAUGAGUACAACUCUCUGUGCCUCAGAGAAUUUAAACUUAUUUUUAAAUAAGUUUUCUUAUUUAAAAAAAAAAGUGAGGGGCUUCCCUGGUGGUGCAGUGGUUGAGAAUGCAGGGGACAUGGGUUCGAGACCUGGUCUGGGAAGAUCCCACAUUCCACGGAGCAACUGGGCCCGUGAGCCACAACUACUGAGCCUGCGUGUCUGGAGCCUGUGCUCCGCAACAAGAGAGGCCAUGAUAGUGAGAGGCCUGCGCACCGCGAUGAAGAGUGGCCCCCGCUUGACUCAACUGGAGAAAGCCCUCGCACAGAAACGAAGACCCAACACAGCCCAAAAUAAAUAAAUUAAUUAAUAAUAAUUUAAAAAAGAAAAAAAAGUGAGUAUAAAAAUAAUAGCUACCUCAAAUAGUUAUGGUGAAACUUAAAUACUAUAUCUAAAGUGUUUAGAAUGAUUCCUGACACACAGUAAGUGUAGUAUAAGUGUUAUCAUUAAGAGUGUGUGCAUACAUAUGGUCACCUUAUCUUUGAUAAAGGAGGCAGGAAUGUACAGUGGAGAAAGGACAGCCUCUUCAAUAAGUGGUGCUGGGAAAACUGGACAGCUACAUGUAACAGAAUGAAAUUAGUACACUCCCUAACAACAUAGACAAAUAUAAACUCAAAAUGGAUUAAAGACCUAAAUGUAAGGCCAGACACUAUCAAACUCUUAGAGGAAAACUUAGGCUGAACACUCUAUGACAUAAAUCACAGCAGGAUCCUUUUUGACGCACCUCCUAGAGAAAUGGAAAUAAAAACAAAAAUAAACAAAUGGGACCUAAUGAAACUUAAAAGCUUUUGCACAGCAAAGGAAACCAUAAACAGGACGAAAAGACAACCCUCAGAAUGGGAGAAAAUAUUUGCAAAUGAAGCAACUGACGAAGAAUUCAUCUCCAAAAUUUACAAGCAGCUCAUGCAGCUCAAUAAGAAAAAAACAAACAACCCAAUCCAAAAAUGGGCAGAAGACCUAAAUAGACAUUUCUCCAAAGAAGAUAUACAGAUUGCCACAAACACAUGAAAGAAUGCUCAACAUCAUUAAUCAUUAGAGAAAUGCAAAUCAAAACUACAAUGAGGUAUCACCUCACACCGGUCAGAAUGGCCAUCAUCAAAAAAUCUAGAAACAAUGAAUGCUGGCGAGGGUGUGGAGAAAAGGGAACACUCUUGCACUGCUGGUGGGAAUGUGAAUUGGUUCAGCCACUAUGGAGGUUCCUUAAAAAACUACAAAUAGAACUACCAUAUGACCCAGCAAUCCCACUACUGGGCAUAUACCCUGAGGAAACAAAAAUUCAAAAAGAGUCAUGUACCAAAAUGUUCAUUGCAGCUCUAUUUACAAUAGCCCGGAGAUGGAAACAACCUAAGUGCCCAUCAUCGGAUGAAUGGAUAAAGAAGAUGUGGCACAUAUAUACAAUGGAAUAUUACUCAGCCAUAAAAAGAAACGAAACUGAGCUAUUUGUAAUGAGGUGGAUAGACCUAGAGUCUGUCAUACAGAGUGAAGUAAGUCAGAAAGAGAAAGACAAAUACCGUAUGCUAACACAUAUAUAUGGAAUUUAAGAAAAAAAAUGUCAUGAAGAACCUAGGGGUAAGACAGAAAUAAAGACACAGACCUACUGGAGAAUGGACUUGAGGAUAUGGGGAGGGGAAAGGGUGAGCUGUGACAAAGCGAGAGAGAGGCAUGGACAUAUAUGCACUACCAAACGUAAGGUAGAUAGCUAGUGGGAAGCAGCCGCAUAGCACAGGGAGA